Eimeria necatrix is the source of this 249-nucleotide messenger RNA. RefSeq lists its product as hypothetical. Bases 1 to 249 code for a protein of 82 amino acids. NCBI's taxonomy places the organism in Eukaryota, Apicomplexa, Conoidasida, Eucoccidiorida, Eimeriidae. The record is from RefSeq and is a predicted model, not a curated record. The transcript has a single exon.
AUGCGCUACAAAACCCUUUUAUCUUUUUUGCUUCUUUCCUCUUCUCUUUGCAUUUCCUCUCUGGGGGCAGCAGCAGCAGCAGCAGCAGCAGCAGCAGCAGCAGCAGCAGAACAGCAGCAGCAGCAGCAGCAGCAGCAGCAGCAGCAGCAGCAGCAGCAGCAGCAGCAGCAGCAGCAGCAACAGCAGCAGCAGCAGCAGCAGCAGCAGCAGCAGCAGCAGCAAAGAGCAUCAAAAAGAAACGGAGCUUAA